AUGUACGCAGCUUUUUGUGGGAGCGCUCAGCACGUACAGCCGGUUCAAAUGGGUGUUGUCGACAACGAAGGCAAGUCACUGAUUGCGACGGCUGCACUUGCUUUUUUUUUUUUUACAUCCACCACCAGCCGCCACCAUCAUCCUCGCUGUGUUAAUUCCUACGCCGCACAGUCUGGUAACAAGUUUCGGAUGAUAUGGGAAGAACGAGUCGCAUAUAGGAAGCUUUUAUUUGCCGUGGCUCAUCGAGUUUUGCGUGUCAUGUCGCGUCAGGAAGUGAUGGCAACUGUGUCAAGUAAUUGGCCGCCCUUACUCGCUAGGAUUGAUUACUCCCUGUUGAAGAUGUUACAGUCCAAGGCUUCUUAUUUUCUGCCGAAAAGCAUUAGCGAACAGCACCGUGUAGAAGAAGACGAAAUAAUCAAAUCUUGGCGCGUUGCUGUCAGUAGGCGCCUGUAUCCGUGGGAUUUAAUUUGA
Molecule: messenger RNA, 471 nt
Organism: Guyanagaster necrorhizus
Lineage: Eukaryota; Fungi; Basidiomycota; Agaricomycetes; Agaricales; Physalacriaceae
Exons: 5
Coding region: 1-471 (156 amino acids)
Source: RefSeq, a predicted model, not a curated record